GCCUUCCACUGCAGAGCAAUCCAGAGAAAUGCAAUAAAACUCUUUACACAAGAGCAGACAGGCAGGCACGCUCGCAGGCAGGCAGGCAGGGACACCGGCAAUGCAGCCACUGAAUGUGUCUUUAAGGUGCUUAACUGAUGAGUCAGCUUUUUGGUAGAGCUGGGCCUGACAGGAACUGAAAAGGGUGUUUUGUGAAUUCUUGCUGUGUUUGCAUCCUGAGCGACUUCAUCAAUGCUGCAUGGAACUUAGAGCUGGCAAGGUUUCCUGCUGCAAUCCUUGGGACUGAGCAGCCUGUGUGUGUGCAUGUGUGUGUGUGCGUGUGUGUGUGUGCCCGUGUGUGAUCUACUGCUGCAACAAAGUAGGGGGGACACCUUGCAAUAAACAAAUAAUUCCCAGGGAGGGCAGCAUGUGUGCAUCUCCACCAGGACAAAACAAGCACUGGAGAGAUUAAGUGGAUCCCGAAGCACCUUCUCUGUAUUCGCCUAGGUAGAGCUGAUGACCGUGAUGGCUAUCCUGGACCUACAGUCUUCAAGAAGAACCCACAAUGUGACUUCCCCUAACACCUGCUGCCCCAUGAUGAGUCUUUAGGGUCCUUGAGUCAAUUGCCAGUAUCCUUCCAUUACCCAUUGCCCAUCAUGGGAGGAUGUUUCUCCAAACCCAAACCAGUUGAGGUGAAAAUUGAAGUAGUGGUUCCUGAGAAAGAAAAGGAACGAGACAAAAUGUCACCCAAUGGCACAGCGAGUUCCGUAGCGAACUGCAAGCCGAACGGGACCACGAAACACCCGUGCGAUGAGUCCCUCGCCCUGAGUGCCUAUCAGAACCCCAGGGACCUCGUGGAGGCGGCCGUGUGCCACGUGAGGGAUCUGGAGAAUGGACAGAUGCGAGAGGUGGACGUGGGAGGGGGAAAGGCUCUCUUGAUAAAGGAACAUGGCGAGUACAGUGCCAUCAGUCACAAGUGCCCCCACUAUGGAGCACCUCUAGUGAAAGGAGUGUUGUCAGGGGGGCGGGUUCGAUGCCCCUGGCACGGGGCCUGUUUCAGCAUUGCCACCGGAGAUAUAGAAGACUUUCCUGGUCUGGACAGUUUGGAAAAGUUUCAGGUUAGAGUAGAAAAAGAUAAGGUGAUCAUCCGGGCAAACAAACAGGCCCUGCAGACACAAAAGAGGACGAGAAUGAUGACGAAAUGCACAGGGCUGAGCAACUGCAGCACCGGAGUCACCAGCGUGCUCAUCAUUGGUGCAGGUCCUGCUGGGCUGGUCUGUGCAGAGACUCUAAGACAGGAAGGUUUUGGCGACAGGAUUGUAAUGUGCACUGUGGACAAAUACCAGCCGUAUGACAGGCCUAAACUGAGUAAGUCGCUGGAGUCUACAGCAGAACAGAUAACACUGCGCUCGAAAGAAUUCUUCCAAAAAUACGACAUAGAGCUUCUGAAAGAGAAAGAGGUAGUGACUGUGGACAUAAAGACAAAGACAGCAAUCUUUAGAGAUGGAUUGAAGAUGAUCUACAAAAAUCUUCUUAUUGCCACUGGAAGCAGUCCAAAGCUACUAAACUGCAAAGGAAGAGACGUGGAAAAUGUGUUUUACCUGAGAACACCGGAAGAUGCCAACUGUAUAGCCAAACUCGCAAACAACAAGAAUGUGGUUGUAGUGGGGGCGUCAUAUGUAGGCAUGGAGGUCGCUGCCUACCUGGCUGAAAAGGCCCACUCUGUGUCAGUCGUGAGCCAGGAGGACAUUCCCUUCCGCAAAGCCUUGGGAGAGAAAGUAGGAAGGGCCAUCAUGAAGAUGUUUGACAACAACAGAAUUAAGUUCUACAUGCUGAAUGAAGUAUCGGAGCUGCGAGGCCAACAAGGAAAGCUAAAAGAAGUGGUGUUGAACAGUGGAAAGGUUCUCAGGGCUGAUGUCUGCAUUAUUGGCGCAGGGGUAAGCCCAGCGACUUCCUUCUUAAAACACAGCGGCAUUAGCAUGGAUUCCAAAGGCUUCGUCCCUGUGAGCAAGACAAUGCAGAGCAAUGUUCCUGGAGUGUUUGCUGCAGGAGAUGUGGUCACUUUCCCUCUGGCCCUGCGCAGCAAUAAGAGAGUGAAUGUGCCUCAUUGGCAGAUGGCACACAUGCAAGGUCGGAUAGCUGCUCUUAAUAUGCUUGGCCAGGCAACUGAAAUAAAUACUGUUCCUUACUUCUGGACCGCGAUGUUUGGGAAAAGUAUUCGAUAUGCAGGUCACGGAGAAGGAUUUGAUUCUGUAAUCAUCCAAGGAGAUUUAGACGAACUCAAGUUUGUAGCCUUCUACACAAAGAGUGAGGAGGUGAUUGCUGUUGCAAGUAUGAACUACGACCCCAUUGUGUCCAAGGUCGCAGAGGUUUUUGGAUCUGGCAGGACGAUUCGGAAGAGGGAUGUUGAGAUGUUUGUACGACAUGGCAAAACCGGGGACAUGUCGUGGUUAAUCGGAAAAGGCACGCAGCAGCUGUGAACCUCAAAGCACCCAAACAUACGUGAAGACCUUUGAGAAGAGGAGGCAGCUCUCAAUCUCCAUGGAAACUCCUCUGUAAGACGACACCCACUGUAUGAGUUCUGUGAUACUGUGGCACACUUAAUCCAGGACAUUUGUGUCUCGAUGCGAGCUUCAUUUCCUCCUCCUAAACCCUGGGGCAUUUUUGCCCUUCACCAGAAAAAAAAGGUUGCUUUUUUCACUUGAGAGGUCUGUCUGCAGCUAAAUGAUUGUACUGUACAUACUGUCUAAAGUGGUGUAAAUGAACCAAAGCUGGGCAGAUCCAUGGGGUUUAGUGGGUCAGGGUCGUAUUUGCACUGUUGAGUCUAAAAACAAUACUGGAUGCAAUGACUGUGCUUGUGCAUGAACCUGUAUUUUGUCUAUAGGUGUCUUUUUUAUAUAUAAUAUUGUGCAUAUGCUUUAUCUGCACCUUCAUCACAUUUAAUUGUAAAUUAAAUUACACAUUUAAAAGUAAUGAAUAAUACAAUGUUGUCUGAUAACCUGCAGUUGUAGCGAAGCAAUAAUGGAGACAGGAGCUACAGGAUAGGUUAGUUACUGUAACUAAAUCGAAAUGUUAUAUUAUUCUUUACUGUGCUGCAUUGUUCUUAUUUGAGGCGCUUCAAUUAGAAUUUCCCUUGGCCAAAUGAACUGUACGUUACACCAUUGCUGUAGGAAGAUUCGUAACACGCAUGGAAAUCACCGAAAUCCACUGGAAAAAGACUGUUGAAAGAUGCUUCAAAUGCAUUAUUAUGUCAGAGCAUGGAUACUUGGGUGAAAAUCCAUUAAAUUGCCUGUUCGGUUAUAGGUGCUAAGAUAUCGCACCCUUUAAAUGAACCCUAAUAAUGUUAUGAAUGAAUUCCAGCUGUGGAGUUGCUAGUAGUGGGUUUGCCCUGGGCAGUUGCAUUAACCAUGCUACAAUUAUUGCUGGGGUAAAAAGUAUUUUUUUUUUUUUUUUUUGGUAGGUUUGAUUUCUCGAGGAAACUCUUUGUUACUAACUCAGGGAGCAGAAGGUUGAUUUUAUUUUCUUAUUGUAAAAAUAAAUGCGUUGGUUUUAUUUUCCUACCAAAACAUGUUUUUCUUAUU
Polyodon spathula (Mississippi paddlefish) is the source of this 3560-nucleotide messenger RNA. RefSeq names its product apoptosis-inducing factor 3-like. Bases 636 to 2459 code for a protein of 607 amino acids. Gene Ontology annotation, molecular function: 2 iron, 2 sulfur cluster binding; flavin adenine dinucleotide binding; oxidoreductase activity, acting on NAD(P)H. The record is from RefSeq and is a predicted model, not a curated record. Gene Ontology annotation, biological process: execution phase of apoptosis. Gene Ontology annotation, cellular component: mitochondrion; cytoplasm. Lineage: Eukaryota; Metazoa; Chordata; Actinopteri; Acipenseriformes; Polyodontidae. The transcript is spliced from 21 exons.